AUGGCGACCUCCAACUUUUGGACAAGGGCGAAGGGUGUUCAUAAUGAAGGAACGUCAACGAGGGGUCAGCCACACUGGAGAUGGUUGUGCUUAAGCCACACGUUGUAUGGUAUCGAGUCGGAGAAGGGAGGCGUCAGUCGAUUGAUACAUAUGUGGAGUAACACUUUGUUCGGGUACCUCAGGUUGCAGAUGCAGGUGCCUGGAUACGAGGCAGCCAGCACACCACCUCAUCGCGAGGAAAAGUCAAUGGUUGGUGUGUGGUAUGGUGACGAAGACUCGGAUUGGAGAGCGGGGGAUCGUCGCUGA
Molecule: messenger RNA, 306 nt
Organism: Verticillium alfalfae VaMs.102
Lineage: Eukaryota; Fungi; Ascomycota; Sordariomycetes; Glomerellales; Plectosphaerellaceae
Exons: 2
Coding region: 1-306 (101 amino acids)
Source: RefSeq, a predicted model, not a curated record